GAAGCGCAGUGAGCUCCCGCCUCGCGCAGGGGUCGGAGGUCACGCGCGCCGACGGUGCGGGGUGAGGGGGUCUCGCGGUGCUCUGCUGCGUUCAUGGAGGGCUCUGGAGACGAAGAGCCGGAGGCUGAGGGGCCGCUGCAGCAGCUGGUGAAGCGGCAGCGUAAGGAGAAGCGAGAGCUCCAGGCAAAAAUUCAAGGCAUGAAAAAUGCUGUUCCCAAGAAUGAUAAAAAGAGACGAAAACAGCUGGCUGAUGAAGUUUCCAAACUAGAAGCAGAACUUGAACAGAAGCACAAGGAGGAAUUAAAGCAGCUGAAGGAAGUUUCACCUGAGCAGAAUAAGACAGAUUCUGUAGCUGAUGGGGUUGCAAAUUUAGAGCUUGAAGGAGCAGAGCAGCAUAUUCAGCAUCCUCGAAUAUCAAAAGCACAGAAGAGGAGGGAGAAAAAAGCUGCUUUGGAGAAAGAAAGAGAAGAAAGAAUAGCUGAAGCUGAGAUAGCAAACUUAACAGGUGCUAGACAUCUUGAAAGUCAGAAACUUGCUUCCCUGUUGGCAGCAAGGCACUUGGAGAUUAAACAGAUCCCUUCAGAUGGCCACUGCAUGUACAGAGCUAUUGAAGAUCAGCUCAAGGAUCAACACAAUUCCUGGACUGUUGCAACUCUGAGGAAUCAAACAGCAAAGUAUAUGCAGAGUCACUUUGAUGACUUCCUGCCAUUUCUUACAAAUCCUAGUACUGGUGAUAUGUACAGCAGAGAAGAAUUUGAAAAAUACUGUGAUGACAUAGCAAAUACAGCUGCAUGGGGUGGUCAGCUGGAACUAAGGGCUUUGUCGCACAUUUUGCAAACACCUAUUGAAGUUGUGCAAAUGGAUUCCCCUCCCAUUAUUGUUGGUGAAGAAUAUUCAGGGAAACCAAUAAUACUUGUGUAUAUGAGACAUGCCUAUGGAUUAGGUGAACAUUACAAUUCUGUAAAACUUCUAACAGACACUCUUACAGAAAACGGCAGCUAGCAUACAAAAUCAGAUAUCUACAUGGAUAACAGUUGUAUCUUGAUGUGUUGGGCUCCAGACAAUUCCCAGAUAGACUGGAAAGUAAAACUAAAUGUAAUGGAUUAAAAAUGAAAAAUACUUACAAGGUUUGACUGUAAAUCAGAAAUAGCUCUUGAUUUAAAACAAAACCAAACAACAGUAUUUUGAACUUGUUGAAAUUAAUCAUGCUUAGAAGAUCUGCUCCAAAAGGAUGGCUGUGUAGAUUGGAUCUUUCUUUCUUCUUCUUUUUUUUUUUUUUUUUUUUCCAAUAGAGCUUCUUCCCAUGCUGUAGUGAAAAUACCGAGUAGUAACUGUUUUGUUAAAUCUGCAUUUCUGCUGCAGAGUUCAGAUUACCUGAAGGUUCCUGUUACAUUCUUUCUGGCAGGUUUUGAUUACUGCGGAAGAGUAAAGGCAUUUAAAAGAUUUGAUUUUA
Molecule: messenger RNA, 1453 nt
Organism: Neopsephotus bourkii (Bourke's parrot)
Lineage: Eukaryota; Metazoa; Chordata; Aves; Psittaciformes; Psittacidae
Gene: OTUD6B
Product: OTU deubiquitinase 6B
Exons: 7
Coding region: 94-1002 (302 amino acids)
Biological process (GO): protein deubiquitination
Molecular function (GO): cysteine-type deubiquitinase activity
Source: RefSeq, a predicted model, not a curated record